Medicago truncatula (barrel medic) is the source of this 3113-nucleotide messenger RNA. Its product is annotated as probable methyltransferase PMT26. Gene Ontology annotation, cellular component: cytoplasm; endosome; trans-Golgi network. The record is from RefSeq and is a predicted model, not a curated record. NCBI's taxonomy places the organism in Eukaryota, Viridiplantae, Streptophyta, Magnoliopsida, Fabales, Fabaceae. The coding region runs from base 402 to 2771 and encodes 789 amino acids. Gene Ontology annotation, molecular function: methyltransferase activity. The transcript is spliced from 9 exons.
CCUGAUGGUUUCCUCUUCCUUAAGUCACUCCCUCUCCUCCGGCCCUUAACUAUUUUUUAGUAAUUUACAUUCUCGAAUAUAUUUUUAACUUAUUUUCGUCGGCAAAUCUAGCAAGUUAUUUAAUCAGAAAAUAAUACUACUAAUUGUGUGACUUUGGCAGAAGCAACUAGCACUAGCAGAGCAGCAACUAAAACUCUCUCUUCCUUCGGCUAUAUAUAUAAAUCAGAAUCCAACAUUCACACACUGUCAAACACCUUUCUCUCAAUUUCGAAUCUCACUUUCUCUCCGCGUUCACACAAUGCUCAGAUAGCACCUUCAUCUUCUUCCUAGAUCUGCUUCUUGCUAUAGAACCAGAGUUAUUAAUCAGGUACAAUCAUCAUUGGUGAGUUUGAUCCGACAACAUGGCUUUAGGGAAAUAUUCUAGAGUAGAUGGUAGAAGAUCAUCGAGUUACUGUUCAACAGUGACUAUAGUUGUGUUUGUUGCUCUAGCCUUGAUUGGGGUUUGGAUGAUGACAUCAUCUUCUGUAGUUCCUGUGCAAAACGAGGACGUGCCUCAGGAGAGUAAAAGUGAGGUGAAGGAACAGACUGAGGUGAGGGAACAGGUGAGUGAAACUGAUAAUAGCAAUGCUCGGCAGUUUGAAGAUAAUCCGGGUGAUUUGCCUGAGGAUGCGACCAAGGGGGAUAGCAACGUCAGCUCCGAAGAGAAGUCGGAGGAAAAUUCCACGGAGAAGUCUUCUGAAGAUACGAAGACAGAAGACGAGGGUAAGAAAACAGAGGAUGAAGGUUCCAAUACAGAAAAUAACAAAGAUGGCGAAGAGGCGUCUACUAAGGAAUCUGAAUCUGAUGAGAGUGAAAAGAAAGAUGAAUCAGAGGAGAACAACAAGUCUGAUUCAGAUGAAAGUGAAAAGAAAUCUAGUGACUCGAAUGAAACAACAGAUAGUAAUGUAGAGGAGAAGGUGGAACAAAGCCAGAACAAAGAAUCUGAUGAAAACGCUAGUGAGAAGAAUACAGAUGAUAAUGCCAAAGACCAGAGUUCAAAUGAGGUAUUCCCUUCUGGGGCUCAGUCUGAGCUUCUAAAUGAAACUACGACACAAACUGGAUCGUUUUCUACUCAGGCAGCAGAGUCAAAGAAUGAAAAGGAGAUUCAAGAGUCCUCCAAGACUGGGUACAAUUGGAAAGUUUGUAAUGUUACCGCUGGCCCCGACUUUAUCCCAUGCCUUGACAACUGGAAAGUGAUUAGGAGUCUUCGCAGCACUAAACAUUAUGAACAUCGAGAAAGGCACUGUCCUGAAGAACCUCCCACCUGCCUUGUCUCUCUUCCUGAAGGAUAUAAGUGCUCUAUUGAAUGGCCUAAAAGCAGAGAAAAGAUAUGGUAUUACAAUGUUCCACACACUAAGCUUGCUGAAGUUAAGGGGCAUCAAAAUUGGGUGAAAGUUACGGGUGAGUAUCUUACUUUUCCUGGUGGUGGAACCCAAUUCAAGCAUGGGGCACUUCAUUACAUUGACUUUAUACAAGAGACUCUGCCUGACAUUGCUUGGGGCAAACGCACACGUGUUAUACUAGAUGUUGGAUGUGGAGUUGCCAGCUUCGGAGGCUUUCUCUUUGAUAGAGAUGUACUUGCAAUGUCACUUGCACCAAAGGAUGAACAUGAAGCUCAGGUUCAAUUUGCUCUUGAGAGGGGGAUUCCUGCUAUAUCUGCUGUAAUGGGCACAAAGAGGCUUCCCUUCCCUGGGAGAGUAUUUGAUGCAGUCCAUUGUGCACGUUGUAGAGUUCCAUGGCACAUUGAAGGUGGUAAACUUCUUUUGGAGCUGAACAGAGUAUUGCGGCCUGGUGGUUUUUUUGUAUGGUCUGCUACUCCUAUUUAUCAGAAGCUUCCUGAAGAUGUUGAAAUAUGGAAUGAGAUGAAAGCACUAACAAAAUCAAUAUGCUGGGAACUUGUUUCAAUCAGCAAGGAUCAAGUUAAUGGAGUUGGUGUAGCCAUAUACAAGAAGCCACUAUCCAAUGAUUGUUAUGAGCAACGAUCAAAGAAUGAGCCUCCACUGUGUCAAAAAUCUGAUGAUCCCAAUGCAGCAUGGUAUAUUAAAUUGCAAGCAUGCAUACACAAAGUGCCAGUUAGUUCAAGUGAACGUGGGUCACAGUGGCCAGAAAAGUGGCCAGCCAGGCUGACCAAUGUACCAUAUUGGUUGUCAAGUUCCCAAGUUGGAGUCUAUGGUAAGCCGGCCCCUGAAGAUUUUGCUGCUGAUAAUAAACACUGGAAACGUGUAGUGUCCAAGUCUUAUCUAAACGGAUUGGGAAUUCAGUGGUCAAAUGUACGGAAUGUCAUGGAUAUGAACUCAAUCUAUGGAGGAUUUGCUGCAGCUUUGAAAGAUUUGAAUAUUUGGGUCAUGAAUGUAGUUUCAAUAGACUCCGCAGAUACCCUUCCCAUUAUUUAUGAACGGGGUCUUUUUGGUAUAUAUCAUGAUUGGUGUGAAUCAUUUAGCACCUAUCCCAGGACGUAUGAUCUCCUCCAUGCAGAUCAUCUCUUUUCGAAGGUUCAGAAAAGAUGCAAUCUAGCUUCUCUGGUAGCUGAGGUUGAUCGAAUUCUCAGGCCUGAAGGAAAGCUUAUUGUCCGGGACACUGUUGAGGUCAUUAAUGAGCUUGAGAGCAUGGUAAAGUCCAUGCAGUGGGAGGUUCGCAUGACCUACUCCAAGGAUAAGGAGGGUUUGUUAUGUGUCCAGAAGUCCACCUGGCGGCCUAAGGAGACGGAGACACUCAAGUAUGCUAUUGUUUAAGCACGGAUGAAAUGCCAAAAUACUUGGGUUCCGGCUGCUCAAAAUUCUUGUGUAACUGUACUAGUCAUGUAUCAUUCUAGUUAUAGGAAUCUAUGUAUUCGUCUUUUACCUUUGGUCAUUAAUUUUGAUAUCCUUUAUUUAUAUUUAGAGAUUGGUGUUUUCUUCUAUAAUAUGGUGCCAUAGGGUGAGGAAAAUCCAAUCACAUUCUUGCAAAUGUAGAGGCCAUUGAUUUAUUUAUUUUAUAUGCGUAAUAGUCGGGAAUUCAGAAUAUGCAUGACACUAUAAUUUGUAGUAUUUAUGCAACUGAAUAUAUGGAUUGGAUUAUGACCUGAAUGUUGAAUA